CCAGAGGAAGGAUGAGGAAUGCCGAGGAGAGGGACGGGAUGGAGGGAGAAGCCUCCAGCAGUUCCAUGAUGUCCGGGGCGAGCAGCCCCUACCAACCCACCACCGAGCCGGUGCUGCGGGGGGCGGCGGGGGGGGGGGGGCGGCUCGGGCUCAGGUGCGACACCGAUUACCUGCGAUCCGUCUUCGGGCUCUUCAAGAUUGUGCAAAUGGUGCUGGCGUUGAUCACCUUCAUCUGUAUAGAGACGGUGGGGGAAUGCUCCCCCUGUGGCGCCCUGUACCUGUGCGAGUUUGUCAGCUGCACCGCAGCCACCGUCACUGGGGUCUUACUGCUCAUCUUCAGCCUCAACCUGCACAACAGGGUGACUCAGCUCAACUGGAGCCUGAUCGAUUUGGUGAACACUGGAGCCAGCGCUGUGUUCUUCUUCAUCGCCUCCAUCGUGCUGUCGGCCGUGAACAACCGGCAAGCUGGAGAGAUCGCUGCUGCGGUGUUCGGGUUCCUGGCUACGGUGGUGUAUGUGGCAAACGCCUACCUGGGUUUGAGGAUCUGGUGCCUGGGCUUGCGGCGGCAGGCGAGUGGCCAGGCCAGCGAAUACACACGCGCUCGCUCGGAGUCCCGGGGAGAGGUGGACGCCAGGCCAGAGAUUCAGCGGCUCGAGGGCUGAGAGAGAGAGCGACGCCACACGUGUCGUUCUGCGCUGGACGCUUAGGGAGUGAAUCGUCUUCUCACAUGUAAACCCUCCCGGUUGCUGUGUGUGCACCGCAGGAGGCGGGUCAGUGACCGGCCGAGGCCGUCUCCCGUCACAACUGACCCCAUGCCGUUUGCCACGACAUCUUUCAGUCUAGAUGCCGCGAGCCAUUGGCUGGGGCUGAGCCCCAGCCCUGACCCGUCUCCGUCUAGACUCUUUCUGACUUCCUGUCGCUGCCGUCCACCAGCCACUCGCUGUCUGUCACCGAGAAACAAACCCAGUUAUUUAUUAGCGAUGAAGUGACGAGCUGCUCGCUAGAGACUGAGACUGAUCCGGAGAUGGCUGGCUUGUAGCUGGGGAGGGCCGGGGGUCAGAGAGGGUACCCCCAGCCUUGGCCUCUCACUCUCUUUCUCUCUCUCACAUGCCCGUCCCUCUCUCUUUGCUUUGCUCCUUCCUUGAAAAUCCAAAACCUGGUGUGUUUUUCAUUUUGCUUUGUGCUGAGACGGGAGCUGGUGAUUGUUCUCCCACUCAGGGUAGGGAUGGGUGGAGGGUGAGGGUGGCUGGAGGGCCGGCAAAGGGGUAACUCCCCUCAAGAGUUUUCACUGAGGUAAAAAUCAUGGCUUGAUUAUAAUCUUUACUUUGUUUGAUACAGCACCCGUCGUGCCUGGAGGACGUCUCAGAGCACUUCAUGGCAUUCACUGUAAAGUGUAGUGACUGUGUUUUGAAGGCGAGCGCGUUUUUUAGUGAAUGUGAUUUUAAGAGUGUUUGGACGUCUGGGGUGUGGAGUCACUGCGGUUCUGCUCUCCUCCAGGCUUGGUGACCGCGGUGUUUCAUCCCACUUUCCUCUUGGCACCGGAACAAUCUGUGACCUCCUGUCCUGUGUCUGAAAUCUGUAUUUUUGUACGUAAUGAAAUGGCUUCGUGAAUCAGAACGUCAGAGAAAUAAACCGUGAUUUGAAGUGUC
Molecule: messenger RNA, 1649 nt
Organism: Callorhinchus milii (elephant shark)
Lineage: Eukaryota; Metazoa; Chordata; Chondrichthyes; Chimaeriformes; Callorhinchidae
Gene: cmtm4
Product: CKLF-like MARVEL transmembrane domain containing 4
Cellular component (GO): membrane
Source: RefSeq, a predicted model, not a curated record